This is a messenger RNA of Salarias fasciatus (jewelled blenny), 787 nucleotides long. It is a transcript of the gene dad1, whose product is annotated as defender against cell death 1. Bases 132 to 473 code for a protein of 113 amino acids. Gene Ontology annotation, biological process: protein N-linked glycosylation. The transcript has 3 exons. Gene Ontology annotation, cellular component: oligosaccharyltransferase complex; membrane. NCBI's taxonomy places the organism in Eukaryota, Metazoa, Chordata, Actinopteri, Blenniiformes, Blenniidae. The record is from RefSeq and is a predicted model, not a curated record.
CCUUUGUUGCUACUCGGACCUUAAUGUGUGUUGCAACGUUGUCGGUUCCGGUGUGUGAGGACACGUCACUGCUUUGACUGAGGAAGAGGGGCCAGGUUGGAGUCUUUUUGUACACUUCAGACGCAGAAACCAUGUCAAACUCAGUCAUCUCCGUUAUCUCCCGGUUUCUGGAGGAGUACACCACCACGACGCCCAACAAGCUGAAGGUGGUGGACGCGUAUCUGCUCUACAUCCUGCUGACCGGGGCGCUGCAGUUCCUCUACUGUCUGCUCGUCGGAACCUUCCCCUUCAACAGCUUUCUGUCUGGAUUCAUCUCCUGCGUGGGCUCCUUCAUCCUCGCAGUGUGUCUUCGUAUCCAGAUCAACCCACAGAACAAAGGAGACUUCCUGUCCAUCUCCCCCGAACGAGCCUUCGCUGACUUUCUAUUUGCUCACACCGUCCUUCAUCUGGUCGUGAUGAACUUCAUUGGCUGAACCAGGAUCUGUGUCCGCCUGGUGUUGCUCUGCCGCCUCACAGAAGAUCACAUCAGCGGGAGUUAUUAAAAAGAAAUCCCUGAAAGGACGUGAUGCCUUGUCGGUUUUUUGUGCCGCUGAAUUGGACUGUCCCAUCGCACCACAAACACUGAAUCACAUGUAAUUUGUCUUGGAACAGCGCAGUAUCUUUUUUUUUUUUCUUUUUUUUUUUUACUGGCCAAAUGCUAAAUUCUUUUUUCAUUUUUUUUUAAGUUGAAAGUUUGUGAAGCAUUCCACUUUUGCACUGACAGAAUUAAAAAUACCUGUAAAAGUGG